GCCCCUGGUCCUGUCUGCGUCCAUCUGGGACUCGGGUCCGACUCCGUGGCGCACUUUGGCUGCUUUAUCCGGUGUCGAACGUGGUCUUACCGGAGCUGGUGACCGGUUUCUGAGCUUUUCCCGGUGGAAGUUUACAACAGGUGGAAACCGAGGGGGAAAAAAAGCCGGUUCUGAAACUUUUCCACCUCAGGAGACAGUUCGAAAAAAAAAGAAACAUGGCAGACGACGAGCAGCAGCAGGUCCCCCUGUUCAACGACCAGGUCCACCACUACCAGGCCGAGCCGGACCCACAACCACAACCACAACCAGAGCCAGAACCAGCCAAACCGGACCUCUUCAGCGUGGACGACAUAGUGGACCUGGUCGGCGGGGCCCGGGACGCUUUGGAGCGGCACCGAGCAGAGGACAGUCCGGCCCAGGAGUCCACAGAAAGUCCCGUAAGUCCCCCAGAGGAAGCACCGGCCACGAUACCACAGCCCGUUCACGUUCCGGAACCAGAGCCAGAGCCCGUUCACGUACCAGAACCAGAACCCGUUCACGUACCAGAACCGGAACCCGUCUACGAACCGGAGCCAGAACCAGAACCUGUGUCAGAACCAGAACCGGUAUCAGAGCCAGAGCCUGUCUACGUACCAGAACCAGAACCGGUGUCAGCUCCAGUCGUAAAGGAACCCGAACCGGAGCCAGAACCGGAGCCCGUGGUGGAGCCGGUCCCGGUCCAGGUCCCGGUCCCGGACUCCACCACCCCUCACUUUGUUCCUGAAAUUUCACCUGUUGUCGCCCCAGAACCUGAAGUCGUCGCCCCUGUUGCCGAACCGGAGAGUACACAGCUGGUGUCGGAGCCAGAACCAGAACCGGUCCCGGAGCGCGACACCCUCCCAGCGGCUGAAGCCCGGAAAGAGCCCCCAGCCCCCGCAGAGGCAGCAGAAGAACCUGCGGUGACAGAGGAACCAGCGGCUCCGGCGUCCUGUGUUCUUCAGCGGUGGAAGCUAAGCCUCGACAGCAGAGAUGUACCUUCUCCUUCUAAAGCUCAGCCUCGUCCUCUGAUGCAAUUCCCUACAGCACUUGGGCAGAAGGGUGAUUCCCCUGCUCCCAUCUCCCCUCUCUCCCCUCUUCACUCCCCUGACUCUCUGGAAGAGCUCUCUCUGACUGAGAGUCCCAACCAGCCCCCCACCUCAGGAUCUGCCGCACCUUUGGGCUCCUUCUCCACUGAACCCCCCACUACUCAUUCCAAGGACAUGCCUUGGGAGGGUGAAGAGGGUGACCCUGGACCAGGCCGUAGUAAGAAUAAGGAUGACCUCCUAGAUCCGUUAGCUGGUCCUUACCUGAGUUUAGGGAAAGACCCAGGGCCUCACAAUCCAUGUGAAGACAGCGGAGUUUCCUUUUCACCAGAGGAGAAGCUGAUUAGCUCAGACAGGUCCUCUACAGGCCCCUCCCCUGUGACCCCCCAGAUGAUGAUCCCUGAGUCUCACCAUACCUCCUCUAACCCAACAGACACCUGGGAUUCACCUUUCCUAGCAUCUCAAGACAACUCCAAGGUCUCCAUGGAUACCUUCUCCAAGGACACGGCCCCUGUUAGCUCUUCUAAGUAUAACCCAAACCUGCAAGGCGACCACUCCGAUGAAGAUGACGACUUGAUGUAUGAAGUGAAGAAGAAUAAUAAUCCUUUUGAAGGCUUUUCCCCACUGGCAGACAGCGGCUACUCCCAUUUUGGAGACUCCAAGUCUGACAGUAGAGCUUCUAAAAUGUCAGAGAGCCCCACUCCUGACCUGGUCCAGUAUGGGCAGACUGGAGAAUCCUUGGAUAGCCCACCGUCUUUCCUUGAUGAAGGGGAAACAUUUGAGACUGGCAAGAUGGCGGCUGACUCGCUAAUGCAGUCAGUAAGUCAGUUUUCAUCUGGUUUAAAAGAGGAUGAUGAAGAGGAAGAGGAGGAUACUGCCUUGCCACCAUCGCUUCCAGACAUCCUGAAGUCUUCCCCACUCAAUCCUGACAAAAUUGACUCCGGCUCCUCUGAAGGCAGCCCAGAGGAGCAGAGUCCCAUCCUCGAACGGAGAAUGAUGGAGUCCCCCAACCCUCCAAUCAAUCUGUCAUCUAAUAACCCAUUUGCAUUUGAUGCGAAAGUGUCCCUGCUGAAAGAGAUGGCUGAUGAGAUGGAGGAGAGAGCGGCAGACAAAGGAAAAGUUGAAGAAGACAAAAGCUUUGGGGCAUUUGAUCUCGUCAAAGAGGCUGAGGAAACCACCCCAACUAAAGUCAAAGAGGAGGAACCAGUCAAGAUUGAGCAGAAAGAUUGGUUUUCAGGUCACAAUUCUCCCAAAAUGGCCGACAUGUUUGAGCCCCUUGACUUCCAGAGCAAAAAGGCUGCCGAGGAUUCAGAUUCAGAGUCCCCAACUGCGGAUUCCCUCUCACCAGUCCUGGAAGCCAUGGCCAAGAACCCUGCCAGCUUCCAAGUGGAAACUGAGAAGAAGGACCUGAAGAUGGAGGUGGAAGAACCCGAGGUGGCUGAGGAGGUCUCUGAGCACGAAGUCUCAUCUGAAGAAUUUGAGUUCAUUGAGAGGCCUCCAAGGGGAGUUAUUGAUGAAUUUCUUGAAGCUCUGGAUACUUCCAAAUUUGCAUCUUCCAAGCCCCCAGAGAUCCCCAUGGAUGAUGACCUGUGCUUUGGCCAGAAGGAUGUCACCCCAGUUACUGUUCCACCUCCAACAAAAGCAGCCCCGCCCCCAGUGGUUGAAAAAGAGGCUCCAAGCCAGAGCUCUUACCACCUCCUCACCCAGGCCUCCCCCCUGAAGACCAAGGCAGAGUUGGAGAAACCUGACAUCCAGCAACCCCCAUUCCAAGCACCACUCACCCAGUCACCUGAGCCCAAAAAAACGGUGUCUAUGGUCAAUCCGAAGAGCGGGGAAAGCACCAAACUGUUUAAGAUGCCAAACCUGAGCAUAAAAGCAGUGGUGGAUCUCCUCUACUGGCGUGAUGUGAAGACCACUGGCGUGGUGUUCGGCGCCGCCCUGCUGCUGCUCCUCUCUCUGACCGUGUGCAGCAUCGUGAGCGUGUGCUCCUACAUCGGCCUGGCUCUGCUGUCCGUCACCAUCUGCUUCAGGAUAUACAAAGGCAUCCUGCAGGCCAUCCAGAAGUCUGAUGAGGGACACCCCUUCAAGCAGUACCUGGACCAGGAGGUGGCGCUGUCUGAGGAAAUGGUCCACAAAUACAGCGACAUUGUUCUGGCCAAGCUCAACAAGACCAUCGGUGAACUGAGGCGCCUGUUCCUGGUGGAGGACCUGGUGGACUCGAUCAAGUUUGCUGUGUUGAUGUGGAUUCUGACUUACGUCGGUGCCUUGUUCAACGGCCUCACUCUGGCUAUUCUGAGUGUGAUCGCGGUGUUCAGCUGCCCAAUCAUCUACGAGAAGCACCAGACUCAGAUCGAUCAUUACCUGGGUCUGGUCAACAACCAGGUCAAAGAUGUCGUCGGAAAGAUUCAGGCGAAGGUUCCCGGAAUGAAACGCAAAACGGAGUGAAGACGAGAGAAGUGUCGGGUUGGAUUGAGGAAGUCCUGAGAAGAACAUGAUUGAUGAAGAUGAUGGGGGAGGGGUUAAUAUGAAGGCGGGGGUGGGGUCUGGCGUGGACGCAGCCCUUCUAACUUUGUCAAAUAAUAAACACUUUUUUUCCAGGUGAGAAUUCCUUUUUGUUUGUGUUUUUUCUGGGAAAGUGAAGCCGAGGUUCACGACACCAACACCCCCCCCCACCCCACCCCACCCUUCUCAACCCCACCCCCGAACCCUGAACCUAGUGUAGUUAAAAUAAUUCUAUGUAGAAGUAUCGGUUGAUGCGAGAUGCUGAGAUACUCGGACACAUUUAACCUUUCCACAGGCCCCGCCCCCUCCCGUGCAUUCACUUUGGGGUUUGUUUUUGUUUUUGUUGGCCCCCGUUCGGUCAUUUGUUUUGUCGGUGGAGCAGCGACCGGCCGCUCACCCUGUCCUUUGGUCCCUUCUUUUCUUUCUGUCGUGUCCCUCGGCCUUUGGGCUCGUUUCCUUGGCAACCUGCUGCGUGGUUUGGCCUCGAUGUGACGAAUGACGCUUUUUUUUUCGUGAAUGACGUCUUUGACUCCUGACGAGGCGGAGGGGGAGGGGGAGGGGGAGGGGUGGGGAUUGUUGUACUACCAUUAAUUAAAAAAAAGUUCAUUGCUUCUGAGUAACUCUAGCUAGAAACAUCUAGAAAACCUUUGCCAGACAAAUGAAACAUGAAUUGCAUUAAAGUCGUCUUUCCAUGUCAUUGCAGCUGGAACACGUUUACAUUCAUCCACAUCAGAAAACCAUAAAAAGCUUAAAAAAAAAAAAAAGCAGUGGGUUUAAAUAAAAACUAAAUAUCCAUACUGUCUGUGGAGCCAAUAUCUUCAUGAAGUUGCAACUCGAUGUAACUUUUGGGAAAACCUUCAAGCGUUUGUUUGUUAUGCAAGUAUAAUUGUGAAUGAUAAACUUCAUACUUCAAUUGUGACGAUAAAAAGCUUCCAGCUGGGAGCCGUGUUUGUGGAAUGCAUUGUGAGAUGUAAACAAUUAUCAAUAAAGCUUCUAGACGAA
Messenger RNA from Sphaeramia orbicularis (orbiculate cardinalfish), 4565 nucleotides. It is a transcript of the gene rtn4a, whose product is annotated as reticulon 4a. Gene Ontology annotation, biological process: brain development; endoplasmic reticulum tubular network formation; neuron differentiation. Lineage: Eukaryota; Metazoa; Chordata; Actinopteri; Kurtiformes; Apogonidae. The transcript has 10 exons. The record is from RefSeq and is a predicted model, not a curated record. The coding region runs from base 216 to 3506 and encodes 1096 amino acids. Gene Ontology annotation, cellular component: endoplasmic reticulum membrane; postsynaptic density; neuron projection.